Messenger RNA from Aspergillus viridinutans, 1197 nucleotides. RefSeq lists its product as uncharacterized. The record is from RefSeq and is a predicted model, not a curated record. The transcript has 2 exons. Lineage: Eukaryota; Fungi; Ascomycota; Eurotiomycetes; Eurotiales; Aspergillaceae. Bases 1 to 1197 code for a protein of 398 amino acids.
AUGCUUAGGAGUAUUAGCGAACCCGCGCAAGUCUAUUCUGCGGAGAAGAAGUGGACAGUGCACGAUGUAAUGGGCGUGCUGGUUACGACGCAGCCGUACCCGAUGACUCUGGUGCCGUCGCCGGAUCGGCUUCGAGAUGCGGCCGAGAGGAUACUACCUAGGGGUUCGAUGGGGCGUCAACUUUUUCAAGAUGAGUUCUCACUUUUCGUUCGGUUACUCCUGCAGCUGAGAGUGUGGGAUGUCGAAGGCUCAUGUUUGCCUUCGGGGAUGUUCAAUGACGAAUCGUCAUCGGCUUGCCAGAAACUGGCAGACAGUAUUGCGGAUGCGAUCUGCAAUGAAGACCAGACGAUCGAUGCUGGAAUCGUGGCAGAUAUUCUACCGGGUCUUCGCGAGCGAUUCUACAACCUCUGGGGAGUUAUAUUCCAGCCACGUAGUCUACGGGAGACAAUCGUACCACCAGAGGGAUGUUUACCGAACCGUAUCAUGACCGUAAUUUCUCUAUUGCUUCCAUUCGCCAUGGACGCCUCCGGGCCAAGUGAUUCUUGCCUAGAAUUGCUGCCUCGGACGGAAGACGUGGGAAUGGACCUUCUGCUUGAACAAAUUCGAGGUGAUGACUAUCCACAUAUUCUGUUGCUUACCGAUGAGAUGUGUACAGCUGUGGUAGGGGCAUAUAUCCCUAGUCCUUCCAGUCAUGAGGCGGCUAGCGGUCAUUUUCUGUUCCAACUGUGUCCGAGGUUCUGCCUGCUCCGAUCGACCGGGCUCAAAUCGCUGGAAGAGCUGUUCCAUUCUGAGACUAAUGUAUCCUCGCUCAGCACCGUCACAACGGAUCAGAGACCGUCACUUCCCUGUACGAUAGGUCAUGAAGGAAGGGCUCGUCUACGCAUUGAUCCGCAAGGUCUGACAGUCACGAUGGUUGUAAAUCUGACUGAAUCAAGUGAAGAGAAACCCAUCUAUACAGAUAUGUGCAGGGACCAGGACCGAGAAUGGAAGCUUACAGUCCACCCUGCGCAACUGCAUAUACUCCGCAUUAACCCCAGCGCCACCUGGAGCAGGAAUGGAAGCAAGGUGGAAGUCAGUGGAGAGGAAUUGCAGAACAGAAUCCACGGGUUUGGGUCUAGUAACAGCGAAACACCAUGUACUAACGUGCUGGAACGGUGGAAUAUUCGGCGUCAAUUCUAUGGCGGGACUUGCCCGUAG